Messenger RNA from Ostreococcus tauri, 1038 nucleotides. Its product is annotated as Drug/metabolite transporter. The transcript has a single exon. The record is from RefSeq and is a predicted model, not a curated record. The coding region runs from base 1 to 1038 and encodes 345 amino acids. Lineage: Eukaryota; Viridiplantae; Chlorophyta; Mamiellophyceae; Mamiellales; Bathycoccaceae. Gene Ontology annotation, cellular component: membrane; chloroplast.
AUGGAGGCGUCGUGCGAUGUGUCGGGGACGGUGGACGCGGGAGAGGUGGAGUUGGAGGCGGAGGCGGCGGGCGACGAAGCGCGCGCGUUCGACGCGGCGAAGAAUCUCGCGCUCGUCUCUCCGUUCUUCCUGUGGGGGACGUCCAUGGUGGCGAUGAAAGAAGUGUUACCCGUGACGUCACCCAUGUUCGUCGCGUCGGUGCGGUUGAUUCCGGCGGGGUUGAUUUUGGUCGCGUGGGCGGUGAGUAAAGGUCGGCCGAUGCCGAAGACAGCCGAGGCGUGGUCAGCCAUCGCCGCCUUUGCGCUCGUCGACGCGACCAUGUUCCAGGGGUUCCUCGCGGAAGGGUUGACGCGCACGAGCGCUGGAUUAGGAUCGGUGAUAAUUGAUUCGCAGCCGCUCACGGUUGCUAUUUUGGCGUCGAUUCUCUUCGGCGAGACGCUCGGCGCGGAGGGUGUUCUCGGGCUCGUUCUCGGGGUUUUAGGUUUGGUGUUGCUCGAGCUCCCGGAAGAGGCGCUAGGUUCGGUGAUGAACGGCGGCGGUGUGGCUGGUUUAGCGUCGACACUUCACAUUCAGGAUUCGCUUUGGGAUAACGGAGAGUUUUGGAUGCUCCUCGCGGCACAGUCGAUGGCAAUCGGAACCGUCAUGGUGCGAUGGGUAUGCAAAUACGUCGAUCCCGUCAUGGCCACUGGGUGGCACAUGGCGCUCGGAGGCCUUCCGCUCCUCGCAUACUCGCUCGCGAGCGAACAGGAGAUGUACGCAAACAUGUCCUUGACUGGCGGAGACGUCGCUUCGCUCACGUACGCCUCCGUGUUCGGCGGCGCCAUCGCUUACGGCGCCUUCUUUUACUUCGCCACCAAGGGCUCUCUCACUAAGCUCAGUUCACUGACGUUCUUGACCCCGAUGUUCGCCUCAGCACUCGGAUACGUCACCUUGGAAGAGACGCUCAGCGGCCCGCAGCUCGUAGGAGCCGCAGUGACUCUGGUUGGCAUUUACUUUGUGAACACGCGCGCCAAGGAGGCCGCACCGACAAAUAAAUGA